CGUAUACUUUGUUCUUCCAAAAUCUCACUUUGUAAGAAUACACUGGGUAUGUUGUUGUUAUUGAGAAUUUAACAUAAAUUUAGUUUCUACCUAUAAAAGCACAAUUCUAUUGCUAUGCAAAGUGAUGUUUUGUUUCUACUUUAUUGAUUUUCAUCCAUAAUGAAGUUGUUUGUUUAAGAGGUGUUAGCUUUCACAACUACUCAUGAUUGCAAACCCUAAGAGCACUGCAAAGCAUUCAAGAAUUUACUCAUCUCUUUUGAAUAAUCAAACAAAACAUGCAUGGUGAAAACGAAAAAGUCCCCCACUACUUUUCCACCGUAAAGUAGGGUAGUACUAUACUACCUACCAUUACUAAGUUUUGUGUGUGUGACAUUUACUCAGUUAAUCAUCAGCUCACUUAAAAAAUAAUUACAGCAAAUAUUAAUAUCUUGAGACUUGAGAGAGAGAGAGACAGUUAGUAAUUAACCCAAAUAGUAUAUAUCCUACACUACACUGAUAGCAUAAAUAUAUUUUGUUGAAUCGCAAUCCUUUUGCAUGGGUUGAUGAUACUUUCUCCUUACUUAAGACUCAAGAGAGAGGACCAGUCUGUUUCUUCCCUCCUCCUCCUCCUCCUCCUUAUUAUAUUGACUUUUGAUAUAUAAGAGGCAGGCCAGCAAAUAAAGCUUAAUUAGUUUAGGAGUAGAUAGUCUACAACUUCAAUUAAUUUGUGAUGGAGGGAUGCUGCUAAUUUGAACACUGCACUGAGAAAGGAUGGGAGUUGCUGAAUUGAAGACUAACAUAUCUGUGAAGAGCAGAUCCUUUCGUCCCACUUCUACACCCCAAUGUUGAAUUGAACCCAUUGACCAAAGGCUGCAUUCAAUUCCGCCAUGCUGAUUGUUUUCUUGUUUCAACAUAGUAUGGUGUUAAAGGCCGAUUUCUGAUGUUUCUAGUGAUGUUACAAUAGAAGUAGGAGCGGCCAGUUUUUCUCUUCACAAGUUUCCUCUGGUUUCUAGAAGUGGAAGAUUUAGAAAGCUGCUGCUGGAUGCAAAAGAUACAAAGAUGUCAAGACUGAAUCUUUCUGGUCUUCCUGGUGGAUCCGAGGCAUUUGAACUCGCUGUGAAAUUUUGUUAUGGCGUGAACGUUGAGAUUACCAUAACAAAUGUUGCAAUGCUAAGAUGUGCGGCCAGUUUCCUGGAAAUGACAGAAGACAUCACCAAUAAGAACCUGGAAGUACGAACCGAGGUGUUCUUAAAGGAAACAGUAUUCCCAAGCAUAUGCAACUCAGUGUCUGUUCUCCACAGCUGUGAGAAACUACUGCCAGUAUCAGAAGAAGUCAACCUUGUUAGCAGGUUAAUCAAUGCUAUUGCAAAUAAUGCUUGUAAAGAGCAACUGACAUCUGGUCUUUUGAGGCUGGAGCAUAAUUUCCCAUCUAAACCUAUUCAAAGCAUUGAUAUAGAGACAACGUCGGACUGGUGGGGAAAAUCACUAAUUGUGCUGAAUCUGGAAUUGUUUCAGAGGGUUUUAUCAGCAUUUAAGACAAAGGGUCUGAAACAAGACAUUAUAAGUAGAACUUUGAUUAACUAUGCACAAAAUUCUCUUCAGGGGUUCAAUGUUAAGGAUCCACAUUUAGUCAAAGGAAGUUUCUCAGAGUUGGAUUUACAAAAGAAACAAAGGGUCACUGUCGAAACCAUUGUUGGCUUGCUGCCAACACCGUCGAGGAAAAGUACAGUUCCAAUGGCCUUUCUUUCAAGUUUGUUAAAAUCUGCAAUAGUAGCAUCAGCAUCUACAUCUUGCAGAUGUGAUCUAGAAAGGCGAAUUGGUCUGCAACUACAUCAGGCGAUUCUCGAGGACAUUCUCAUACCUGGAAAUGGGAAUGGAAACAACCAUAGCCCUUUGUAUGACACUGAUGCAAUAUUAAGAAUCUUUUCCUUUUUCUUAAAUUUGGACGAGGAUGAUGCAGAAGACAACCAACUAAUAGAUGAAAAUGGAAUGGUUUAUGACUUUGACAGCCCCGGAUCUCCCAAACAGAGCUCAAUUCUUAAGGUUUCAAAAUUACUGGACAAUUAUCUGGCAGAAAUUGCACUAGAUUCAAAUCUAACACCAUCAAAGUUUACAGCACUGGCAGAGUUGCUUCCAGAACAUGCUCGUCUAGUUGAUGAUGGACUGUAUCGAGCUGUGGAUAUUUUCCUCAAGGUUCAUCCGAACAUUAAGGACUGUGAACGGUAUAGACUGUCCAAAACUAUUGAUUGGGAGAAAUUAUCACAAGAAGGGUGCAGUCAUGCUGCACAAAACGAGCGGUUGCCAGUGCAAAUGGCAGUUCAAGUGCUGUAUUUCGAACAAAUCAGACUGAGAAAUGCAAUGAAUGGGGGCCAAUGCCAAAACCAGUUAUUCUUUGGGGGUCAGUUUCCUCAUCGUUCAGGCAGUGGAGGCGGAAGCGGAUGCAUCUCUCCUAGAGAUAAUUAUGCAUCGGUGAGGAGAGAAAAUAGAGAAUUGAAGCUUGAGGUAGCAAGAAUGAGAAUGAGGCUUACGGAUUUAGAAAAAGAUCACGCAUCUGUGAAACAGGGGCUAGUGAAAUCACAUUAUCCUGCCAAUAAGUUAUUCAAGUCCAUCACGAAGAAAUUGAGCAAGCUCAGUGCGAUGUUCCAUUCAAAGCAGCAGGCAUUAGCGGGAAAAGCAAGUUCAGAAACUCGGUUUCCUAACUUUCAAAGGAAAAGGAAUCAUUCAGUUUCUUGAUGAUGUACUACUCUCUGAGUGUACGUGUGUGUGAAUUAAGAGUAGUACUGUAUAGCCAUUAGUCUGUUUCUUCUGUGGAAUAUAGAAAUUUUAUUUAUUUGAUGAUACACACACAAUAUAUAUGUAUUUCUCUAACAUCAGUUUGGGCAAUCUAAACUCAAUGUCACAUUUAAUUUGACUAUUUCUAUUAC
This is a messenger RNA of Capsicum annuum, 2903 nucleotides long. Its product is annotated as BTB/POZ domain-containing protein At1g03010. The coding region runs from base 1039 to 2712 and encodes 557 amino acids. Gene Ontology annotation, molecular function: protein binding. The transcript is spliced from 5 exons. Lineage: Eukaryota; Viridiplantae; Streptophyta; Magnoliopsida; Solanales; Solanaceae. The record is from RefSeq and is a predicted model, not a curated record.